CACUGCACCUUCCUGCCACUCCGGGUAGCAUCUGGGCCCUCAGCUCUCCCUCGUCUACUGGUCCCUACAACACCCCUGGCCCCAGGGAUCCCAGCCCAGGAGGACGAAACGCUGAGCCUAGAGACAUGAGAGUCCAUGGAGCAUUCCACCUUCUGCUCGUGUGCCUGAGCCCAGCACUGCUGCCCGCUGUGCGGAUCGGUGGGAAUGCAAAAGAAGUCCUGAACCUGGCAGAAGGUGACAGCGUGAGACUGAACUGCCCCUACAUCCUGGACCCUGAGGACUCUGGUUCUGAUGCGCUGGGCAUUGAGUGGAUGCAGGUCAACCCAGAACCCUCACGUCGGGAGAAAGUGUUCCUUAGUUACGGGGACAAGAGGGCCAACCAUGGCGACCUCCCCGAUCUGCAGCAGAGGGUCCACUUUGCAGCCCCAGAUCCCAGCCAGUACGAUGCCUCUAUCAACCUCUCGAACCUGCAGAUAUCCGACUCAGCUACCUAUGAGUGCCGGGUGAAGAAGACCACCGUGGCCACCCGGACGGUCAUCAUCACUGUCACAGCACGGCCUGUGGGGCCCAAGUGCUGGUUUGAGGGCCACAUGUCAUAUGGCCAUGACGUGGUGCUGAAGUGCUUCGUCAGUGGGGGCAGCCCGCCUUUCACCUACAAGUGGAACAGGAUCAGGGGGAGCGCCCACCCCUACCGUGCCAGUUCCUACCAGUCCCAGGACACCUUCCAGUCUGAGUUCUCCUACGACGAGUCCUUCAGCUCCAUAAGUCAAGUUUCAGGCAUGAGCCACGGUGAGCUGGUGUUGGUGCAUCUCUCCCACAAGGAUGAUGGGCUGUACCAGUGCACAGUGGCCAACCAUGCAGGCCACAGCGUAUGUGUGGUGGAGGUGAAGGUCUCAGGAGUCGCGCACAUAGGAAUACUCAUUGGCAUAGUGCUGGGCUGUUUACUCUUGCUGGGCUGCCUGAUGUUGGGCAUCUGGGGGCUCGUCCGCUGCUGCUGCAGAGGGCCCCGCGGUGCCUUCUGCUGCCGUAGCCAGGUCCGCAGAAAUGCCUGCUGCGACUUGCCUAAUGAUAUCAGAAACAAAGGAGUUUUGAGAAUUCAUUACCCAGAGUCACAACUUAAGCAGCAACCUGUCUGGAGGUUUAUCCCUGUAGCCUCUGCUCCAAGGGAGCCUCAGGUGAGUCUCUGGAGUUUACGCUCUUUGUCUAUCCAGCCCACCUGGAGGAAUCAUUUCAUUUAUUCCUGGUGUACGGGAACAAAAUUGUCUCCAUUCAGUUCCUUUCAGUUAGAUGAGGAAAAACAUGGCAAAGGGAAAGAACGUUGAGAGAUGUGGAACUGUACAGGCAGGGAGAUGGUGGAAAAGCAUGGGCAUGGUCUUUGUGCCUGCCAGUGAGAAGAGGACAACAUAGUCUUCUGCCACCCUUCUGUGGCCAUUGCCCUCAGCAGUCUUCCCAGGUGUAUUUUAUUUUAUUUAUUUUUUUUAAUUUAUAUUUUUAUUAAUUUAUUUUUUCCGGUUAUAUUUUAGAAGGACAGCAGGAUGGGACACUGUUAAGGAGGAGACUGAAGCCCUUGACAAAGGCAGGUCAUUGAGCAGAGGAGGAUGGAGUGAAGCUUUCGAGCUCAUUUUUAUAGUGGCUGAGUUUGAGGUGAUGGUGGGCCCAUGCUGGGUGUCUUGGGGAGAAAAGAAGGAAAAGAGGGAGGAAGAAAACUUGUACUAAAUAUUUGUGAUUUAGUCAUGCCCACAUAUGCAAAAGAAAAGUCCUCAGUUUUGGAUUCAGACAAACCUAGAUUCCUUGUUAUUAUUAAGCUCCCAAAGCCUUAAUUUCUUCAUCUUUAAAAUGGAAUAGUAAUAGG
This is a messenger RNA of Aethalodelphis obliquidens (Pacific white-sided dolphin), 1852 nucleotides long. RefSeq names its product V-set and immunoglobulin domain containing 8 (gene VSIG8). Gene Ontology annotation, cellular component: intracellular anatomical structure. Lineage: Eukaryota; Metazoa; Chordata; Mammalia; Artiodactyla; Delphinidae. The coding region runs from base 126 to 1322 and encodes 398 amino acids. The transcript has 7 exons. The record is from RefSeq and is a predicted model, not a curated record.